This is a messenger RNA of Chironomus riparius, 1701 nucleotides long. Lineage: Eukaryota; Metazoa; Arthropoda; Insecta; Diptera; Chironomidae. The record is from the annotation of a GenBank genome assembly.
AUGUCAGUUGAGUGGUUUAGUCCUAAUAUGUGCAAUAUCCCUCAACUAAAAGUACUAAAUGUUUUCAACAAAAAUUCAAUGAAAUGGAACUCAAAAUUAAUGAAUUAUGAAAAGUUUUUAAACUUUCAUGGAUGCGAGUUGGUUCUUAUGGUUCCAGUACCUAAUAGAGACUCGAUUGAAUCUAGAUUAAAAUCAUUUUAUCCAACUAUUUUCAAAAUUGCAUCGAAUAAGUAUGAUUUUAAAGCUGAUUUCCAACCAGUAGUAUCAAGCACCGAGCGCAUGCUGUAUUCAAGUAAACAAAAAAUCAACUUUUUUCUUGUUGAUAAUCAAAUAAAAAUGCCAAAUGUAUAUUUCGAGUUUCUGGAUAUCAAUCUACUAAGUCCUGAACUUCGAGCUUCAAAAUCUGUUAUGGACCUUCAAUAUACAGUUCUUGUUACACCAGGCGAGCUUUAUACACCAUAUGAAAAGUUUCUACUUCCUUUUGAUUUAUGGACUUGGAUUUUUGUCUUCAUUACUUUUUCAACUACAUUUGUGUCGAUAUUCUGUAUUAAUCACUUGCCUGAGAAAAUUAAAGAUGUUGUGUAUGGCAAGAAGGUUAGAACUCCAGUAUGGAAUGUGGUUGGUCUUAUUUUUGGAAUUGGACAGACUCGACUGCCUGACAAAAGCUUAGCACGAUUUAUUUUGUUGCUAUUUAUCUGGUUCUGCUUGAUUAUUCAAGUCUGCUAUCAGAGUGAAAUGUUUGAUUUGAUGAAAAAAGCUGUUUAUAUUCGUAAAAUAUAUAGGACAGGGCUAAACAUCUAUGAAUUCACUCCCAAACAAUUCGCUGCUGUGUUUAAAACACAAUCUCAAAAUGCUUCAGCAAAGCUAGCUCUUAUUAUUGAUGGAGUUAAUCUAUCGAACUUAAUCCGUUUUUCUCAAAUGAAUUCAGAUUGGAAUCAAAUUAAAAACGAACAUUUAUUUAUAACUCAGCAAGUGUUUGCAUUUCGUGACUAUGCAUUUUACUUCCGAAUGUUAAAAAAUACUAUUGACAGCCUUAUUGACACAGGACAAAUGGAAUAUCUUUUAAGAAAUUACUAUCCAAAUUCACAAAGAUUUGAUAAUUUUUAUAAUGGACCAAAAGUUCUAGCUUUGUAUGAUUUGCAGUCUGGAUUUUUGAUUUGGUUUGGUUGGUGUUGUCUUUCGAUAUUUGUUUUUAUUAUAGAACAUCAGUACAGUAAUUUAAGGAAUACUGAUUUUAUAUUCUUGGCCAAAAUAUUUAUAUCAUAUUUUGGAAAGCUAUAUCAAAAUUAUCAGGAACCAUUAGAUAGAAUUAAUCAAGAUCAGUCAGAGAAAGUUGAUUAUAAUGAGUCAGAUGACAUUAGUUAUGAUGAAUUGGAAGAAGUUGAUCAUAAGGAACCUAUUGAGAAUGUAAUUUUAAUACAAGAAAUAGAUAAAAACAAUCAAGAUCAGGAAAUACAGAAAACUAAAGACAACGACGACACCAACACUGAAGAAGAAGACGAAGAAGGAGAAGAAAGCAAAAUGGAAGUUGUUGUAGAAGUUCAUCAAGCUAGCGAGAUUGAAGAAUCUCUUGAGUAUUUUGAAAAUAUAAUUCUAAGUAAUGAAAAACAGCAAAGAGUAAAUGAUCCUGAAGCCAUAUCAAACUUUAUGGACAUUGAGUUAUUUGGAGAAGUCUUAAUAAACCAAGAAAUUAUUGAAUAA